Morchella importuna is the source of this 513-nucleotide messenger RNA. RefSeq lists its product as uncharacterized. The coding region runs from base 1 to 513 and encodes 170 amino acids. NCBI's taxonomy places the organism in Eukaryota, Fungi, Ascomycota, Pezizomycetes, Pezizales, Morchellaceae. The record is from RefSeq and is a predicted model, not a curated record. The transcript has a single exon.
AUGCCCCGCUUUCGCCCAAUCGACGCUGAAAAGCCCGCCACCCGACCACAGAAGUGGAACGGCAACACUUAUAUUCGCGCCGAAUUCAACCAUCGAGCCGCACUCUACAUCCGGCGCAACGAGUACCCACCCCUCCUCCCCCCUUCAUUCUUUCAUCCUCCCCGCAGAGUAGGAACCGAACUAACACGAACUUCCACCAGAAAAUUCAAUAACGAGGCACGCAUCAUCAACCGGAAGCGGUGCAAAGGGCUUGUUGCCGCGGGCUAUGAUUGGCCGCCGAAUGGGCUUAUCAGGUUGGUCGACCCAAUCAGCGGAAAGGCGUGCGCGGAGGCGCCAUUUAGGCUGCAGCAUUUCAACUCUCUCCCACUGUCUGACUUUCUUAUAAUCAGCAUAUUUUAUGGCCUUGGCUGGAACCCAAAUCUGGCACCCGCUGUUAUUUCCGUGGGGCCGUGGCAUACUAGGGCCGAGAUGAUUGAAGAGUACAGGGCGUUUAUAGGCGCUAAUUAUGUCUGA